UCUUCCGGGUAGAGCGGCCCGGCUUCCUGUGUAGGCGCUGGGGUUGAUGGGAAAAUGCGGAUAUCCAGGAAGUGAGAGGAAGAGAGAGGAAGGAAGGGGGGCAGAAGGGGGGGAAACCCACACCUGGGCACAGGUAAGGAAAAGGCCAUAGGCAAAACUGAUUGACCCUCCCGGUGACCAUGGCUGUCUACAGCUAUAACCUCUUCCGUGCUGUUGCAAGGUCCAGGGGACCUCAUCUGCUUGUCCACUCCAACUGCUCUCCGUUACCCCCAUUAGUUGCAUUUGUCCAUUUGGUGGAUUCCCACCUUAACCGCACACCUCGGAGGGACUCUGAAAGCCAACAGCCUUUCUGCAGAAUACGACCGGGCGUUGGGCUGCCCCACUUGGGGAAUAAGUCUCUGCGAAUGCUUCACACGUCCGCUUACUGGCAGCAAGAACUCCAGGACAAGCCUCCGCCUGAUCAAAGCACGACAAAAACGGACAGUGAGGUGACCAAGGUCCCCGUUGACCAAGCCACCACCAUUGCCAAGAAAUCACUCCGACAGAGGAUUGUAGAUGAACUGAAACACUAUUACAAUGGAUUCCACUUGCUUUGGAUAGAUACCAAAGUGGCUGCUAGGAUGGUGUGGAGACUGUUACAUGGGCAGGUGCUCACGCGGAGAGAAAGGCGAAGGCUGAUGAGAACGUCCGCCGACCUCUUUCGCCUGGUCCCCUUCCUGGUGUUCAUCAUCGUACCCUUUAUGGAAUUCCUUUUGCCAGUGUUUUUGAAACUCUUCCCCGAAAUGCUUCCCUCAACCUUUGAAACUGAAUCCAAAAAGGAAGAAAAACAAAGGAAGAAACUGAGUGCCAAGCUGGAGCUAGCCAAGUUCUUACAGGAGACCAUUGCGGAGCUGGCCAGAAGGAACAAAGCCAGCACAGGAGAAGCCACACAGCAAUUCUCUUCCUAUGUUCAAAAGGUCCGGCACAGCGGCCAGCAGCCCAGCACCCAGGAGAUCAUUCAGUUUUCCAAGCUGUUUGAGGACGAGCUGACCCUGGAGCACCUGGAGAGGCCGCAGUUGGUCAUCCUCUGCAGACUGCUGGAACUGCAGCCCAUUGGCACCAACAACCUCCUCCGCUUCCAGCUUCUGAUGAAGCUCAGGUCGAUCAAAGCAGACGAUGAAAUGAUUUCCAGGGAAGGUGUGAAUGGGCUGAGUGUGUCCGAGCUCCAGGCCGCAUGCAGGGCAAGAGGCAUGAGGUCCUUGGGCAUUUCGGAGGAGCAGCUGAAGGAGCAACUCAACCAGUGGCUGGACCUGCAUCUUCGAGAGAAUGUGCCCCCUUCUUUGUUGGUGCUCUCCCGCGCCUUGUAUUUGACGGAGGUGAAGCCCAUACCGAUUCCUGUGACUCCAGCACCUGAGCCUUUCAAGAGCGAGAAAGUACGUGCUGUCGACCGUGAAACCUUGGUGGAUUCCGCUCCCAAAGUCCAGGAAAAAAAGACUGAAGAAUUUAUUUUGCAGCCAAAAGAGGCCUCGCCAGUCCCUGAGGUGUCAGUCAAGCCUCCUGGAAAUGAGACGAAACUGGAAGCCUCUCAGAGCAGCAAAGCCAGCGCCAACGGAGUCUAAGCAUUCUCCCAUCAUGGACUUGAGAACGGAGGGGAAACCGUUCCGUGUCUGGACCUGAUCUAGACUCGCAAAGGAUGGGCCUUUCUCGUCGUUGAGCUCCUGUCCACGUACAGAUUUCCUCCUCCCUUCCUUCUUUCGAGACCGCUUUGAUGUGACCUGGGUGGUUUGGUUCGCAUCUAAGCUAGACAAAAAAAAGGCACCUUGCAUUUAGUGGCAAACCUCUCCGUUUACCUUACCUCGUGUGACGUAACUUAUUGUUAUUAUUGUUUUUGUAGAUAUGUACAUAACCUACGACCAAGAUGUACUGUUUAACUUAUGCAACAUUGCCGAGCGUUAAAAUUUGUAUUUCCUCAAAGAUUUUAAGUAAAGCAGCCAUUUAUUCUUA
Messenger RNA from Anolis sagrei ordinatus, 1983 nucleotides. Lineage: Eukaryota; Metazoa; Chordata; Lepidosauria; Squamata; Anolidae. The record is from RefSeq and is a predicted model, not a curated record.